ACCGUGGACCCUUCACUGCCUGAAGUCCCCUCUGCAGCCAUGAUACCAAGACUCCUUCCUUUCUUUGCCAGUCUACUUUUUGCAGCCCUGCUGUUUCCAGCAGGCCUGUCCAAUGCCUCGUCCAUUAACCACUUAGUCACUGAACCUCCCAGUUUCCCCAAGGACGAAUUUCCUGCUCGAGGAGUAAAUGGGUCUCAGUUGUUACAUCACAGAGUGAAACGAUUACCUCCACGCACCCCCCCUUACCACGGUAAGUCAAGCACCCAAGAUCAAGGCAAGUUCAUCCACUUGGGAAAUACUGAGCGCAUGUGAAAGUGUGGAUGGGAUGAGGUGAGCAUCACUGUUUGUGGAGACAUGGCAUGGGUGGUUCAGUCUUCCCGAGAUGUCAGGAAAGUCAGGAGAUCCUGCAGCUUCUGCUGAAACUGGAUCCUUGAGGGACUCAGAAACAUAGGAGUAUUGAGGGGCCAAGAGAUGAGUUGUCUAAGUUCACUAUGGUAACAUCCUGCUGGAUUCAAGCAGUAACCAGAGGAGAGAGUCUUCUCCUACCUAGUUUCUUGUUCCCCCAGCCUUGGAGGUCAUUUUCUCAGUUGGAAUUUGUUCAAUACUUGCUAAGUUCGGGUGUCAGAUGAAGUUCUGGCAGGUUUCCUGGGGAAGCAGGCAGAGGACAAGCUGAGCUAUUUACUACCUCCUGUGGGGACAGAUACAAAGAAGUGGUAAACUGCCAGAAGCUCAAGCAUUCUUCUGAACUCUUCUGGCAUAACCAGGCUUCUUCUCUAUCCUCAUGUCCUACUGCAGAGGCAGCUCCAAAUCCACAAAGACUGAAGGAGUUGGCAGCUCCUGGAAUGCCCUUAAUCUCAAAGUCAUUUCUCACUCAGAGACAAGGGUCAGUGGACACGGACAACAAUUAAAUGCUGGCAAAUAUCUGAUGAUAUUCAGUAGAUACAGUCCCAUCAACUCUAAGUACUUCCUUACCCUAUCAUAAUCUCUGCUUUCUUGGAAUUCACCUCCUGUUUCAAAGGACUUAGUUCACUGAGGGAACAGAAAAAGGAAAUGCAGUUGUCACACCACAAACAUAGGCAGGCACAAUGGUGGUCAUAUGUUCUUUCUGAUAGUAUGCUGUGUGGCAAUAUUACAAUGCUAUUUUUUUAAUAUAGGAAAUUAGGAGGCUUUGAAGGAACAGAGCACUGUCUGGACUUGUGUUCAUGGGUUAGAAUUUGAAAUUAUGAACAUGACAACCUAUUUCAUAUGUAUGCCAUCCCCCACAUCAUAGCCUUAUUUUAGAAAUGACUCCUGACUCAUUCUUGGCAUAAUCUUAUGAUACUAAUUUGGAUUUUCCUUUUUACAGAGCCUGAACCAAAUUACCAAAUUGUCAACUGCAAGAAAAGUGAAGGACAAUGUCAAGAAUACUGUAAUUUCAUGGAAACACAAGUGGGCUACUGUUCAAAAAAGAAAGAACCCUGCUGCUUACAUCCGUUCUGAUGUUGCUAAUCACUAAAGCUGAAGUGACCUGCAAACCUGUCAGCUCUCCUGAACUAUCAUGUCCUUCCAGGUGUGGCUACAAUAGAGAAGAGCCUAAACAGAGGAAGGCAUCUCUAUCCAUGUCCAGCCACCUAAGCCUCUUAUUAUGACAAAACUAAACAACAAAGGCUUUGUACACACUAUCUUACCAAAGGCUUGCUUAAUUCAGACACAUCUCCAAAGUCAUACCAUUUAUGCUGGAAUAAACCUUCAUAGGAAAGC
Mus musculus (house mouse) is the source of this 1740-nucleotide messenger RNA. It is a transcript of the gene Spag11b, whose product is annotated as sperm associated antigen 11B. The record is from RefSeq and is marked validated. The transcript is spliced from 2 exons. Gene Ontology annotation, cellular component: extracellular region. Lineage: Eukaryota; Metazoa; Chordata; Mammalia; Rodentia; Muridae. Bases 40 to 312 code for a protein of 90 amino acids. Gene Ontology annotation, biological process: defense response.